Molecule: messenger RNA, 3517 nt
Organism: Xiphophorus hellerii (green swordtail)
Lineage: Eukaryota; Metazoa; Chordata; Actinopteri; Cyprinodontiformes; Poeciliidae
Gene: pdia2
Product: protein disulfide isomerase family A, member 2
Exons: 13
Coding region: 196-2010 (604 amino acids)
Biological process (GO): protein folding; response to endoplasmic reticulum stress
Cellular component (GO): endoplasmic reticulum
Molecular function (GO): protein disulfide isomerase activity
Source: RefSeq, a predicted model, not a curated record
UCAAUAUCUUUACAUGGCAUGAUGUGAUUGGCUCCAACGAGUCCUGUGAAAGUGCAGCCUCCGAUUGGACAAGAGGGAAGACCAGUAACAUUCUGACACACACACUCCAUGUUAAAUAAAUAAAUGUAGGACAGGUUCCCCCACACCUGAGCAGAGGUGACAGAGCAGGUUACACAUACACACACACACAGAGACAUGAGAACACACAAGCUAUGCAUCGCUCUGCUGGGCCUGCUGCUGCUGGGGUCCUUCAGCGUUCAGGCCGGUGACCCCAAGGAUGACCCCGACAGGGCAACAGAGGCAUCAUCAGCAGAGACACAAGAGGACACCUCAGAGGAGACAGACAAGAAGCCAAAGAAGGAGAAGACAACAAACAUAGAAGAAGAAAAAGAUGUUUUGGUUCUACACAUCAACAACUUUGACAGAGCUCUCAGCGAAAAUGAGUUUUUACUGGUUGAGUUUUAUGCUCCCUGGUGUGGCCACUGCAAAGAGUUUGAACCGAUUUACGCCGAGGUUGCAGAGAAACUGAAGGAGGAGGGAGCAGGCAUGCGAUUGGCCAAGGUGGAUGCCAUCGAGGAGAAGGAGCUGGCUGAUGAGUUUGAGGUCGGAAGCUUUCCCACUCUGAAGGUGUUCAUCAACGGGGAGCGCAAGCUGCCAUUGGACUACACCGAAACUUGGCUUUCGGACAGAGAUUCAAACAUGGAAAUGACUAUUGCUGGAUUUGGCGCGCCAGUACGCCUGGACCGGGAUGCUGGCAUUACUGGCAAAUCACAAGGAGGGGGUAAAAGAUCAGUGGAGGGCAUAAUUCAAUGGAUGAAACGUCGCGCCGGUCCCGGUACUUCAAAUCUUGACUCUGUGGACUCUGCGGCCAAGUUCAUCAGCACCCACAAUAUCUCUGUUGUAGGAUUCUUCAAUAGUUUGGAAAGCGAGUCUGCCCAUGUGUUCAAGGAGGUCUCUUUUGAUUUGACUGAUGUUGAGUUUGGAGUUACUGUAACUCCUGAAGUGUUUCAGAAGUAUGAAGUGAAAUCAGACUCAGUGGUGCUGUUCAAAAAGUUUGAUGAUGGCAGAGAAGACUAUGUGUGGUCAGAAGAAGAGAAAUUAGACAAACACAACUUAACCUCCUUCAUCAAGGAAAACAGCCUGGAGCUCAUCAUCCCAUUCAACCCCGAGGUAGCAGACAAGAUCUUUGCUUCUCGCAUCCGCCUGCAUAGCCUGCUGUUCAUCAACUCCACAGUGCAGGGUCAGCUGGAGCUGGUGGAGGAGGCCAAGGCUGUUGCCAAGAAGUUUAAGGGCAAGAUGCUGUUUGUUCUGAUUGAUGUGACACAGGCCCUGUCACAUGUGCUAAAUUAUUUUGGAGUGUCAGAAAGCGACGCACCUACUGCAAGGAUCAUCCACAUGGAAACACAGAAGAAGUUCAAUAUUCCCUCUGGAGCUCUAACAGCAGAUUCCCUGUGGCUGCUGUGUCAGGAAGUUGUUGAUGGCAUUGCAAUGCCAUACUAUCGUACUGAAGAAAUCCCAGAGGACUGGGACAAAGAACCAGUCAAAGUCCUGGUGGGCAAGAAUUUUAAAUCCGUGGCUCUGGACCCGGCCAAAAACGUCUUUAUUGAGUUUUAUGCUCCAUGGUGUGGACACUGCAAAGAACUGGCUCCAAUUUGGGACCAGCUGGGAGAGAAAUAUGCUGAUCAUGAAAACAUCAUCAUAGCCAAGAUGGACGCCACAGCCAAUGAAGUGGAGUCGCUUGUCAUUUCAGGAUUUCCAACCAUCAAAUAUUACCCAGCUGAAGGCAAAGAGGUGGUCGACUACACUGGAAACCGAGAUCUGGAGACAUUUAGCAAGUUCCUGGAUAGUGGAGGAGUUUUACCACAGGAAGAAAGUGGCGAGGAUGAUGAUGAUUAUGAUGAUGGUGAGGAGAGCUCAGAUGCUAAAGAAGAAGACAGCACUGGUCAAAGCAAGGAAGUAGACGAGUCUGCAGAAAUUUCUGAAAACAAGACAUCUAAAGACGAACUGUAAUCGUGCUAAACGCAUAUUAAUAUCAAGCUAUCUUCUUCCAGUUUUCUUAGUAAAAGUUAUACAACGUAUGAAUCAUUGUCUCUGUACUGAGAAUUAUAAUGAGUGUUUAAGCUCUCAGUUUGCUACGUUUAAAACUAUUUGAUUCUUAAAAUGAUAAAUUUUGAUUUGACAACUUGAGGACGAAGAAUAAAGAUGUAUUAAGGAAAGAAACAAAAUUAUUUAGUCUUCUUUGACAAAUAAAAGAAGAGCAGAAAAGCUGGUGGUAGCUCGAAAAAUCUUGAGACAGAACAGAAGUUUCAAAGCAUACAAUCAGGGCUGCAAUGGAACUGUUAAAUGAAAACAUUUUCAUAUGAGGAUGGCCUGUUUAAAGUCCAGGCUUAAAUUUAAUUAAAGCCCUGGCAAGAUUUUAGAGUUGAUGUUCACAGACACUGCCAAUCUAAUGUGACUGAGCUGAAGCCAUUCUGCAAUGACGAAUGGACAAAAAAAAGAGAUUGUUUCAAUGAAUGCAAAGCUGGUAGAGUGACACCCCUCCCCCUUUCUUUGGUUGAGAUUUUGAAAAAUAUGUAAACAAAUACGUAAACACAGGGUGACAGGAGGAAAAUGUCCUUUCAGUGACAACAAGAUGAAGGCCAAGUUUUCGGAUUACAGCUCAGAAUCAGAAUGUGAUCAGCUGAAUGAUGAUUCAUCUUUGUGUUCAGUGACACAUCCAUGAGUCACAACUCUGCAAUUUAUUUUACAAGAUUUCAGCAUUCUUUGAGUUCUCUCAGCAUGCCUGACAGCUGAAACUUUACACAAUAAGGGCAAACUAACUGCUUUUCAUUAUCUAAUAGCUUCUGUUCCCUGAAAACCCCCCAAAAGAAAGAUCCAAAACACAACAAAGAAAUAACAUAACAGUGCCAACAAUUUUACAAAUUUUGCAGGAUUUAGGUGAAGAAAAUGUUCAAUUGGAAGUUUUAAAUUAAAAUCCAAACACAUUUGUUAUGUUCAACCAACAAUUCUUAAAGUGGAUAGUAGUUCUAAAUUCUAAAUACUUCGAAGAGGCUGAAAUACGACAUAUCUGUAAGAUGAAAACGAUGAACUAUAUUUGUGGAAUUUGAUGAAAGAAUGAUCUUAAACAAAGGUCAGUGUCAAUCACUAACAAAUUCUUUCCCAACACACAAAGAACAGUUUUAUGAACAAACACACAUCUGCUGUAUUUUCCUGCCUAUAUUUACCUAUGUGCCUCUAUAUAUACAGUAGAGUGAGUGGGUGAGGCCUACAGGUGAGCAUGUUGUCUCCGCCCAGGAGGAAACCAGGAAGGCUGGUUUCAACAUGUAAGUGAAAUGUUUCUAAUUCCUGAGGGGAAACAGGUUUAAACAGGCUGUAAUGUCACGACUCUUACCAGCAUGAAAUGUAUUUCCUUCUACCGGCCAGGCGACCAGUCACUCCUUUGUCUGAGUGCUUGUGAUGAAUGUGAAGGGGCCAGUCAGGAUCGAAUCAGUGGACAGGCUUGGAUGUGUCUUGUUUA